Molecule: messenger RNA, 1821 nt
Organism: Aspergillus welwitschiae
Lineage: Eukaryota; Fungi; Ascomycota; Eurotiomycetes; Eurotiales; Aspergillaceae
Product: thiamine pyrophosphate enzyme, N-terminal TPP binding domain-containing protein
Exons: 3
Coding region: 1-1821 (606 amino acids)
Biological process (GO): L-valine biosynthetic process
Cellular component (GO): acetolactate synthase complex; mitochondrion
Molecular function (GO): acetolactate synthase activity; flavin adenine dinucleotide binding; thiamine pyrophosphate binding
Source: RefSeq, a predicted model, not a curated record
AUGUCACAGGACACCACAAUCGAGACUGCUCCCCAUACUGUGGCGGAUGCCUUUCUAGAGGCCCUGGCCGAGGCUGGCGUCGACUACCUCUUCACCGUUCUUGGGUCGGAUCAUCCCAGCAUUAUUGAAGCCUAUGUCCGCCGCCAAAAUGACCCAGCCAGACAGUAUCCCAAGAUGGUACUGUUCCAGCACGAAUUCGUGGCCAUGUCCGCCGCCGAUGGAUACGCUCGAAUGAGCCACAAGCCGGCCUGUGUGAUCGCCCACGUGGACGUGGGGACUGCAGCGCUCGGUCAAGGCCUGCACAAUGCAUCUAGCGGACGCGCCCCAGUCGUGAUCUUCGCAGGUGUUGCUCCAUCCACCCUGCUGGGCGAAGCCCCGGGCUCGCGCUCCGAGCACGUCCAAUGGUACCAGGACAUCCGCGACCAAGCCGCCCUCGUAGCACCCUACAGUCGCUUCAGCGCGGAGAUCAAGUCGCCGCAUAACGUUGGCAGUCUAGUGCAUCGCGCCGUCCUAAUGGCUACCACUGGCUCCCCUGGCCCAGUAUAUCUUACGGCCACUCGAGAGAUCCUCGCCACACCGCUGCCGAGCCCACAGGCCCGCCUCAAGCCUAUCCCCUCCUGUCAGCUGGGCUCUCUAUCCCCACAAGCAGUGGAACUCAUCGGAAGCGCACUGCUCAAUGCAAAGUCCCCCCUAAUAGUGACCGGGUAUCUGGGCAGAAACCACAGCGCUGUCCAGGAGCUGAUCAAGCUAGCCGACACUAUUCACGGCCUGCGGGUAUUCGAUUCCGAGCUUCGCGAAGUAUGCUUCCCAGCUACCCAUCCAGCUUGCGUAACGCGAGGAACUGGUGCCGCACCGGCUGUCCAAUCUGCAGACGUGAUCCUCGUCCUCGACGCCGACGUCCCCUGGAUUCCCCGCCGGAUCCAUCCCUCCCCUGACGCAGUCAUCUACCACAUCGACCUCGACCCGCGCAAAGAGCGCAUGAACAUGUUCGACAUUGGCGCAGCAGCCACCUUUCACGCCGAUACGGGGCUAGCACUAACGCAGAUCAACGCACACAUUACCUCUUCGGCCCGUCUCGCCGAUCUCCAGACCAACUGGACUGAUCGACACGAGGCCCUGCGCACAGCCCACGCCGAAGGUCGCGCUCGCAUCCACGCCCGAGCAACUAAACUCCUCGAGACCCCAGAUGCACCCUGCAGCGUGGACUUCCUCUGCAGCCGCAUCCGCGAGCUUGUGCCAGACGACACCAUCUUCGUCACCGACUCCGUCACCAACCAAGUCGCCAUGACCGAGCAGUUGCAAUUGACCCGCCCAGGUUCCCACCUAACCAAAGGAGGCAGCGGUCUCGGCUGGGCUGGAGGCGCCUCUAUCGGCGUGAAACUGGCCACGACGCGGUACGAUACUUCGGAUCGUCCAGAUGUGCGCGUCAAAGCGGACACCAACUCACCUUUCAUCUGUAACAUCACCGGUGACGGCAGUUUUAUCUUCUCCGUUCCUUCAGCAGUAUACUGGGCUAGCCAUAGGUAUGGGUGUCCAUUCCUGACUGUGAUUUUGAACAACGGUGGAUGGAAUGCGACUCGGCAGUGCUUGGUGGACGUGCAUCCUGGUGGUGAGGCGGCGAGGUUGUCGAGUAAAGAUCUGGGCAUUUCGUUGGUGGAGGAUGGACCGGAUUAUGGGGGGAUUGCGAAGGCAGCGGCGAAUGGGAAUUUAUGGGCGACGAGAGUGAGGAGUGUAAAAGAUUUGGACGAGGCGUUGAGGGAAGGGGUUAGGGUUGUGCUGGAGGAGGGGAGAGGGGCCGUGGUAGAUGUAGUGGUACAGUGA